This is a messenger RNA of Hippocampus comes (tiger tail seahorse), 1328 nucleotides long. It is a transcript of the gene tm4sf4, whose product is annotated as transmembrane 4 L six family member 4. The record is from RefSeq and is a predicted model, not a curated record. NCBI's taxonomy places the organism in Eukaryota, Metazoa, Chordata, Actinopteri, Syngnathiformes, Syngnathidae. The coding region runs from base 286 to 897 and encodes 203 amino acids. Gene Ontology annotation, cellular component: membrane. The transcript has 6 exons.
GUGGUGUGUAUUUGCAUGAAACCACGAGCAAGUGUACACAUGCUUGUGAGUGUGUGUUACUACGUGUGACUCUGCUUUAUUGCAGCUUGCGCCUGUAAAAGUGGAGCACUGAUGUCACACGAAAAACAAGGUGGGGAGCUAUAAAGGCUGAAAUCUAACAUCCUCCAUCCUGUGUUGAAGUGUACAUGUGGACAGGGUCACAUCGAGGAAAUAUUUGCGCAAGGCAAGGUUCUUCCACCUUCAGAAAUUGUACGUCUCAGCAUUUGGGGUUUCAAGACGAUCACAAUGUGUUCUGGGGGCUUUGCCAAGUGUCUGGGGAUCAGUUUGAUACCCCUGGUAAUUGUGUGUGUGCUCUGCAACAUCCUUCUCUUCUUUCCUGGUGGGGAGAUCAUAGACAAGGACAAGAUCACUGAAGAGGUGUGGUACUUUGGAGGAAUUCUUGGCUCUGGAGUUUUGAUGAUUUUCCCUGCCCUGGUCUUCCUUGGUCUGAAGAACAAUGACUGCUGUGGUUGCUGUGGCAAUGAAAGCUGUGGGAGGAGGUUUGCGAUGCUGAAUUCCAUACUGUUUGCAGCUGUGGGUCUUGUCGGAGCCGGUUACUCGGUUAUAGUUUCAGCUGUUGCCAUUAACCACGGACCCAAAUGUCUGACUCUAGUAAACGAGACACAAACGUGGACUUAUCCCUUCAACGAUGGUGACUACCUGACCGACUCGAACAUGUGGUCAAAAUGUAUCGAGCCAGUUGGUGUGGUGUCAUGGCAUCUCUCGCUGUUCUCCGUUCUGCUUGUCAUGGGUUUAAUCCAGAUUGCGCUUUGCGCUGUGCAAGUGAUAAAUGGGCUGCUGGGAGCUCUAUGUGGUGACUGCUGUGGCUGUUGUGGUGCGAAUGACGGAGCUGUGUGAACAGUUGUCGUGGCUGAGAUCAUCUUUGGACAGAAAUUUCCUCUGUAUUUAUUCUAUUUUUAGAGUUUAGCAAAAAGACUAAUUGAUUACAGUGUAAUGUAUAUGAUGUCACAACAUUGUUAAGAAUUUAUAACUGGUGUAAUGUAUGUUAUUUUUAAUUGCUUAUUUGCUGUGCGAUAUAAUUGAUAUUUUGAAUUAAUGAAAAAUAAAUGUUAUUUUUUUACAUGCAUAAUGCAUGACUCUGCCAGUCUCAAAAAGCAAGCCAUAUGACCUAAUACAUCUUGAUUCUUGGAGGAAACUUGUUAUGACUGUCCCCUGGUGUUCACUUUUGGUGUUGCUGGUAUAAUUUGUGAGUGUUUGCACCUAAUGGAAAUCAUCAUAUGUGUUCAAGCACCAGCAAGUUGCACAAAAUAAAAAUAUGUUUCCAUUAA